This is a messenger RNA of Trametes versicolor FP-101664 SS1, 2098 nucleotides long. RefSeq lists its product as uncharacterized. Lineage: Eukaryota; Fungi; Basidiomycota; Agaricomycetes; Polyporales; Polyporaceae. Bases 1 to 1686 code for a protein of 561 amino acids. The transcript has 5 exons. The record is from RefSeq and is a predicted model, not a curated record.
AUGUCCCUCUCCACCGUCUUCUCCACCGAUUUCCUGGGCUUCCCCCAUGCGGUGUCCACCGUGACCGUGGCCGCUGCCGAUCCCACUAGCUCCUCUACUGGAGCCGACGCCACGACUACGAACACAACCCCUACCGAUACGGCAUCCGCCACGGUCACCACCCCGUCCGCUACCGCCACUGACACCUCCACCGAUACCACCACUAAUACCGACACAAACACCAAUACCGCCACAAACACCGACACGAACACAAACACCGCGACCAACACCGCGACCGACACUAAUACCGCGACCAACACCGACACUGUGACGAACACGAACACCGCGACUGACACUAACACUGCGAGCGUCUCCAACACCGCGACCUCAUCCACCGCUACCUCGACCAGCACGUCCGCGACUGGUACCUCCACCUCCGCCACUGCCUCAGCUGCUGGCUCUACCGUCUUUGCCACCAGCACCGAUGCCGGAGGACAGGUCGUCACUCAUACCUCGGUCGUCUUCGCGACACCCACCGUGAGCUCCUCCGCCGCGGCGUCCGGUUCACACACAUCGAAAUCCUUCUUCCAAAACACUGGCGCCGUCGCCGGCGUGUUCACCGUCGUCGGCCUCGCGGUCGUUGUUAUUAUUGUCGCCGUCGUCACCAAUGCCCUCCGCCGCCGUCGCGCCAAGCGCCUCGACCGCGAGAUCGCAGAGGCUGCGGCUGAGGCUGCCCACGCUCCCGCCUUCACUGACGACGACUACUACCCCGAUGACCGCCUUGGCGGCGGUAAGGGCGGUAGCCCUGGUACAGGUGGAGGCGACCUCCGCUCUCUCACCACCGGCUACUCGGACACCACGCACGGCACGUACGCUCAACCUCCGCUAUCGAACGCGGAGAGCUACAACAUGGCAGAGCUCCAGCCUUACGACUACGCCGCGGGCGCAGUGGCAACGGGUGGAGCGGCGGGCAUCGGUGCGGCGGGCGUGAACCGCGCGCGUAGCCUGGGCCCGAACGCGUCCACGCCCUACAACGCUUUCGCAGGACCCCCGCCCGGCUCGAACCCGUACGAACACCCGACAUACGGCCAGCAGAACAUGUACGGCGCCCAGCGCGGUGGGACCGAGAUGGACCUCCUCGACGCAGCGGGCCUCGCUGCUGGCGCCUCAGCCGGCUACGCCGCCUCCCAGCAACCGUACGGCGGACAACAGCAGCAGCAGAACCUGGCGCGCAACCCGAGCCUCGGGCCGUCCGCAGCCACGUCGCCCUCGGAGCACAGCGCGUACAGCUCGCCGUACUCGGGCCAGGGCGGGUACGGGCAGCCGGAGUACAACCCGUAUGCGCAACCUCAGAACACGCAGGGCUACAACCCGUACGCGCAGCAGCAACCGGGAGCGUAUGCCCCGCCACAGGCAUACCCCGCGCCCGCCCCCAGCCCGCCACGCCCGACGUCCGUCGUGGACCCGUAUGGCGGGUAUGUGGACGAGCCGGCGCACCAGCCGAGCCCGUCCCCUCCCGCGGGUGGCCAGCAGAUCGAGCCGCGCGUGCCGUCGCCGGGUCCCGGGAGGUUGCUGAGCGGAAACUUCGCGUCGCCGCCGGCGAGCUCGGAGGGCCACGACCACGAUGACACCGGGCGGAUGAGUAUCCAGGACGAUGAUGACUAUGGGUACGAGCCGCGGCGUGUGCUCAAGGUCGCCAACGAGUGAUGAACUCGUCCCGCUUGCUGCUGUUGUUGCUGUCGCUGUGGGCGGCGUGUAGUGCGACGUAACGACUCUUGCGGAGGCCGGCUCGCCGACAAGAGAGACUCUGUGCCGCUGUGCUGUGUUACGUGUAGCUGUACGCCGCCCGCGUCCUGUCGUUGACUCGAUCGCGCUUCCCCCUUCUGUGUUUAUGUCUUUACUGCUAUUUAUGCGCCUCUUCGCGAACACUUCGCCGCCGAUAGUUUACCCCUUUUCGUUAGUUAGUUGUCCGGGGGCGCCGCUGGUGUGUGCGAGCAGCUGCGCGGGCUGGCGUCCGCGGGCGGGACUUUGAUGCAAUUUUGUUUCCGCCGUGCGGUGUGCGAGUCUGGGCGUGUUGUGUCUAUGCUGUAUGUUUACUUCCUUGCUGUAUCAUGAAUUU